Molecule: messenger RNA, 3095 nt
Organism: Esox lucius (northern pike)
Lineage: Eukaryota; Metazoa; Chordata; Actinopteri; Esociformes; Esocidae
Gene: strip1
Product: striatin interacting protein 1
Exons: 21
Coding region: 21-2489 (822 amino acids)
Biological process (GO): cytoskeleton organization
Cellular component (GO): cytosol
Source: RefSeq, a predicted model, not a curated record
AGGAGCCUCUAUCCUUCUCUAUGGGUGAAUCAAAGAUGGACGUUGGUGGUAAUGGUGGUGGAUUGAUUGUUGUCAACAAUAAACAGAGGGCUAUGUUACCUAACAAAAGUAGGGGUGAAUUCGUCCGAAAUCAAAGAAAAGACUCGGAGGGCUUCUCCGAGUCUCCAGACCUUGAGUUUGAGUAUGCAGAUACUGACAGGUGGUCUGCUGAACUGUCAGAACUAUAUAGUUACACCGAAGGACCAGAAUUUAUUCUCAAUAGAAAAUGCUUUGAGGAAGAAUUCAGAAGUCACGUGUCUGACAAUAAAUGGACUGAGCUGGACCCGGCUCAGCGCAGAGCUCACGCCAUGCGUCUGCUGGAUGGAUUGGAGGUGAUAGCCAGGGAGAAGAGGCUGAAGGUGGCGAGGGCCAUCCUCUACAUGGCUCAGGGGACGUUUGCGGAGUGUGGCUCUGAGGCGGAAGUGCAGCACUGGAUGAGGUACAACAUCUUCCUGCUGCUGGACGUGGGCACUUUCACUGCCCUGGUGGAGCUGCUCAACAUGGAGAUCGAUAACAGUGCUGCCUGUAGCAGUGCGGUCAGAAAGCCAGCCAUCUCCUUGGCUGACAGCACAGACCUCAGGGUGCUGCUCAACAUAAUGUACCUUAUGGUGGAGACCAUCCAACAGGAGGACCUAGCCGACCCACCUGAGUGGAGGGCCACCCGGGAGACCUUCAAAACAGAGAUGGGCUCUCCUCUGUACAACAAUGAGCCCAUCUCUGUCAUGCUCUUUGGUAUGGUGACCAAGUUCUGCAGUGGCCACGCCCCCCACUUCCCCAUGAAGAAGGUUCUGCUGCUGCUGUGGAAGAGCAUUCUGUUUACUCUCGGGGGCUUUGAGCAGCUCCAGAACAUUAAGGUGCGUAAGCGGGAAGAGUUGCACCUCCCCCCCCUUCCAGAGGACAGUAUCCGGGUCAUCAGGAGCAUGCGGGCCGCCUCGCCCCCCGCCUCUGCGUCUGACCUCAUCGAACAGCAGCAGAAACGGGCACGCCGCGAACACAAGUCUCUGAUUAAACAGGACAACCUUGAUGCCUUCAAUGAAAAAGACCCUUACAAGUCAGAUGACCCCCGUGAAGAUGAGGAUGACAACGACGACAACGACACCUCCAUGGACACAGAGCCUUUCCCCUUGGAGCGAGAUGAGGUCAUGCCCCCACCCAUCCCACACCCCCCCUCUGAGAGGGUGAACUUCCCCAAGGGGCUGCCCUGGGCCCCUAAAGUCAGGGAGAAGGAUAUCGAAAAUUUCUUGGAGUCAAGUAGAAGCAAAUUUAUUGGCUAUACACUUGGAAAUGACACUGAUACAGUUGUGGGUCUGCCCAGACCCAUCCAUGAAAGCAUCAGGACCUUGAAGCAGCAUAAGUACAUCUCCAUAGCUGAGAUUCAGAUGGCCAAGGAGGAGGAUUUUCAGAAAACACCACUAUCAGGGGGGGAAGAGGAUGUGGAGAUGUCCUCCACUGAAUUAUUGUACCAGGGCAUUCUUCCCAGCUUGCCUCAGUAUAUGAUUGCCCUGCUGAAGAUCCUGCUGGCAGCUGCCCCCACCUCCAAGGCCAAGACCGACUCCAUCAACAUCCUAGCCGAUGUGCUGCCAGAGGAGAUGCCGACCACGGUGCUCCAGAGCAUGAAGCUCGGUGUGGAUGUUAACCGCCACAAGGAGAUCAUCGUUAAGGCCAUCUCUGCCAUCCUGCUGCUUCUCCUCAAACACUUUAAACUCAAUCACAUCUACCAGUUUGAGUACAUGGCUCAGCACCUGGUGUUUGCCAACUGCAUUCCUCUCAUUCUCAAGUUCUUCAACCAGAACAUCAUGUCUUACAUCACAGCCAAAAACAGUAUUUCUGUGCUGGACUUCCCUCACUGUGUGGUGCACGAGCUCCCGGAACUUACUGCGGAGAGUUUGGAGGCUGGAGACAACAACCAGUUCUGUUGGAGGAACCUGUUCUCCUGUAUCAACCUGCUGAGGAUUCUCAACAAGCUGACCAAGUGGAAGCACUCCAGAACUAUGAUGCUGGUGGUGUUCAAGUCUGCUCCUAUCCUGAAGAGGGCGCUGAAGGUCAAACAGGCCAUGAUGCAGCUGUAUGUCCUCAAGCUGCUCAAAGUUCAAACCAAGUACCUGGGUCGCCAGUGGAGGAAGAGCAACAUGAAGACCAUGUCUGCCAUUUACCAGAAGGUCCGCCAUCGCCUCAACGAUGACUGGGCAUAUGGUAACGCAGACCUGGAUGCCAGGCCUUGGGACUUCCAGGCGGAGGAGUGUGCUCUGCGCGCCAACAUUGAGCGCUUCAACAGCCGCCGCUAUGACAAGAACCAGAGCAACCCUGACUUCCUGCCCGUCGACAACUGCCUGCAGAGCGUCCUGGGACAGCGCGUCGACCUGCCGGAUGACUUUCAGAUGAACUAUGACCUCUGGCUAGAGCGAGAAGUCUUCUCCAAACCCAUAUCCUGGGAGGAGCUACUGCAAUGAGAGCAGGGCUGGGGGUGGCUGGUGGUGCUAUAGGUUGGUUAUCCUCACACACCCGCCCAAAGGGGCAGCAAUUGUCUUCAUCCCCAAUCUAUAUGUAAUGUUGCUGAAUAAACCCACAUGUUCCUUAAAGAUAGCAUUCAUAGAGCUCUGCAUUUGGUUCAGAACUUGUGGAGAACGAGUCCCCAUUACAAGCAUUAUCCGUGUGUUCCCACCUCAUUGCAGAAAGGAAUUCCAGUCAGUAAAGGAUCUGGGAGGGAUUUGGUUAACGGUGGACCUGGCUCACUGCCCCCUCCCAGUUAGACCAAUCAACUGUAAUCCCUGAAUCCAGGCACUAGACCACUAUUUCUUUAGCCUGGUCUGGAUCCAGUAUAGAACCGUUUUUACAGCUGGACUUUUUCUAGAAUGCUGUAGGUCUAAACAGCCUUAUCUAAUCGCCCUGGGUAGGGAUGUAAAUCCAUUAUGUUCCGUUCAUUACACAAUUAACCCCACAUACCCAAACUGCCAUGGUGCUGCUCGCCUGGCUGUUGGACCAGUACUCUGCCCUUAAAGCACUACAGUACACAAUAAGAAGUGCAAAGUAAGAUGUGUGUAUGUGUGUGUGUGUGU